UUGUGAGGGCUGAAGCUAUUACUGUGAACAUUGCUGCUAACAGCCCUUCGCAGUACUGUGUGUUACCAUGGGCUGCUGCGAGUUUCAGAGAUCAGCCAUGGGCAUUAAAGGUUUGCAGGGAUUUGUGGAGAGAGUUUGCCCUGAUGCAUGCAGGACUGUAGAUCUGAGAGAAAUGGCACAAAAACAUUGCAUCGAUCAUCCUGAUUCUCCACCUGUUAUCGUAGUAGAUGCCAUGAGUUGUGUUAGAUACUGGUACACACCAGAAUCCUGGGUGUGUGGUGGCCAGUGGCGGGAGUUCCUUGCCGUUUUAGAAGAUUUUAUUAAAGUUUUUAUGGCAGCUGGUAUCAAGUUGGUAUUUUUCUUUGACGGAGUGGUAGAAUCAAAAAAGAGAGACGAGUGGAUCAAACGGAGGUUGCAGAAUAACAAGGAGAUAGCCAGAAUAUUUCAGUUUAUCAAGACUCACAGAAAACAACCAGGGAGAGAAAUGUUUGUGAUGCCUUCAGCUUUGCCUACUUUUACACGUUUUGCCCUGAAGUCACUUGGUCAAGAAACAGUAUGCACAUUGCAGGAGGCAGACUUUGAGGUGGCUGCAUACGGUUUGCAACAUAACUGCAUAGGAAUUCUUGGGCAAGAUAGUGACUACCUCAUCUAUAAUACAUGCCCCUACUUUUCCAUUGGGAAGCUCUGUUUGGACAGGCUGGUCACUGUUAUGUACUCUCGAGAAGAUCUUUGUCGUGCACUGGGUCUUAGUUUGACACACCUCCCUCUCUUUGCUUCCUUGCUUGGCAAUGAUGUUGUUCCAGAAAACUUGUUGGAAGGCUUUUGGCAUAAAUGUUUAGUCAGCAGUCCCCGUAAGAAUAACAGCUACAACAGAAGAACAAACAUAUUUUUUGCUGUAGCAAAUUACAUCUCAAAAGUUCCACAGUCGUACAGCAGCCUGAAACACUUAGAAGACAUUCUGCCUCUGGGAUCAGACAAGACAUUGCUUUACAGAGGAGUGGAGUCCUAUCUUUUACCUGGGCAGCAGUCUCCAUGGAUUCCUCCCAAAGUAACAAGUUGCCAAAUGUUUUCCCUUCAACAAGAAACAGCCAUGUGUCAAGAUAAAGAAAUCUUUCAGUUAGCUAAAGAACAGCAUGUCCAAUCUGAAAAUUACACGAUCUUCAAUAUCCUGAGCAAGGGAGAGAUUGUAUGCAGCAACUCUUUGGAAGAUGAAUUAGAUACAGAGAUUCCUGGACAGGCACUUAUCUACCGCCGUGCUCGUCAGCAUAUUUAUUCCAUCUUGUUGGAAUCUGGAAAAGGUGGAGCCUAUUCUUUCGUGAAAGAGUGGUUUGUCUAUUUUGGAAAUCCUCUCAAACAGCCAGAGCUCAUACAGCCUGUACAACCUAUUCCAGGUGGAACACCUAAUUUGAAAACACUGUGGUUUGCCAAAGGACAUGACGUGGAAAAGCAGCGAUAUAGUACAUUUCUGGCAUGCUUUCACCUUCAUGAUGGGAUGGAAUAUCUCCAAGGUCUAGAAGCACCUGUUGCAGCAUUCUGUUGCUUGCUGGUCUAUCUUAUGAUGCAGGUCAGUAGCCUCUCUAUGGAGGACUUAAAUGCAUUUGUGGCACUCAUUCUCUGCCUCAAAGGGAAGUCAGCUGCCGAACUGGCAAGUUUGCAGCUUGAGCAAGUGGACUCCAGAGGUGUGCAUCUUGGUGCUGUCGUUGUUCGUGGCCUUGCAACUUUGCUGAUGGCCAAUAGUGCCUGUGGCUUUCCAUUCAGAAUGGGUGAUUUGAUGCCUUGGCAGGUGUUUGACGGAAAACUCUUCCAAGAAAAAUACCAGCAGUCACAUCGAGGUUGCUCUUUGGAGGAGCUUUUGGAAGGCAAUGAGUCUUUGUAUACACCCUUCGAGAAUCUGAAGUCUUUCAUUUGCAAGGCUUGCAUGGCAAAGAAAAGAACAAUACAGAGCAGACCAAGAGGGAAUGGAUUUAUCACAGGAACACCACAAAGAGAAUUUAAUCCCAGGUUCCAACAAGUACACAGAAGUUCUUUUGUUCCUCCAUAUCAUAACCAGGCGAGGGGGUUCCUGUGGAGAAAUCCUCAACCACAAGGUAGAGAGCAUAGAUCAGGUCAUCCAGACCGAAGGAGAAGAUUCCAUGUUCCUUCUCGGUGAGGAAUACAAGUGUACAGGUGACCCAGCUCAUUACUGGAAGUGGAUGAAAAUGGCUAAGAGAACAAGAUGCGUUAUGAAUUGCAGUAUGCUGAAAAUCAUUAAAACUUCAUCAGUGUUUCAAAACUGGUAGUGGGAGAGUCUAAUCAGCAGCUUAUCAUGCCUCAUUUUCAGUUCCAUUUUAUUUUUAUACUUUUUGCUUCUAGCCUGUAGCUUAGAGAAGUAAAUCAUGGAAUGUUGUAAAACAAUUAUUAUAUAGUUUAAGUUCCACAAAGUAUUGUUUGGGGCACUUUGCAAAAACCUGGUUGACAUGCUUAUGAAAAAUGAUCAUGAAAAAAUUACAUGAAAAAAAUAGAGGGCAGUCCUAGGUAUUGAAGAAGGCUGCAAAAUUUUAAUCAAUUCA
Molecule: messenger RNA, 2549 nt
Organism: Neopsephotus bourkii (Bourke's parrot)
Lineage: Eukaryota; Metazoa; Chordata; Aves; Psittaciformes; Psittacidae
Gene: FAM120B
Product: family with sequence similarity 120 member B
Exons: 11
Coding region: 68-2149 (693 amino acids)
Cellular component (GO): nucleus
Source: RefSeq, a predicted model, not a curated record